Messenger RNA from Prorocentrum cordatum, 594 nucleotides. The record is from the annotation of a GenBank genome assembly. NCBI's taxonomy places the organism in Eukaryota, Dinophyceae, Prorocentrales, Prorocentraceae.
GUGUUCUCCACCAGCGGCUUCUUCAGGAUGGAUUGCGCCCCCGCGUUCACGUGCAAGAACAACGCGCUCUGGGUCGUGCAGGCGCAGCGGGGCGACGUCCACGGCCGUUGGUUAUCGAUCGAUGAGAGGGCGAGGCUCUGCGGCGUCGUCCCCGAGACGCUCGGCGGAACUGGCCCCUUCUCCGCAGUCGGCAUCGCCGCGAAGAUCAAAGUGCUGGGGAAUAUGAUGCCAGUGGACACUGUUGGCACGGUCCUUGCUCAGGUGAUGCAGGCGGUCGCCGUCUGGGAGGCCGUGGCGAUGUCCCCGAGCCAGGCGCCUGGCGACGGCACGGAGGGGCUGCCGCUGCAGCAGGCAGCCGUGGCGCCAGCAGCAGCUACGGCCAGCAGCAGCGGCAGCCGCAUCAGCAGCAGCGCAGGCAGCGACAGCAGCAUCCGCAAGCGGCCAGCAGCGGGCGCCCGCAUCAGCAGCAAGCGCCAGCAGAUCGUGCCGCCAUAGGUUUUUCUCUUUCAGGGCGCCGAGCAGAUCGGGCCUCAAAGAGCCUGGAAGUUCUGUUGUGCUGGGUCGGCGAGUGCAGCAGUGUUUGGGAUGGGUCGC